GAAAGACUGCUCGAUGAUAUAACCAGUGCAAGGCCUACGCAAUAAUCAUGAUACUAGUCAGACUUAUUAGUUAGAAGUACUACUUAUAUGCCAUAUUUUACCUUCUCUAAUUAUUUUCCAAAUAACAGACCUGUAGUAUUCUCGAUUUUUAUCUCUUUAGCUUUUGAGUCGUGGUGGUUUGGGGAGGAGCUAUUAUUGAAAUCAGUACUAAACAGUUUACGAACAUCCUCGAUAGCUAUCUACGUUGUUGUUGUUAUUAUUAUUAUCCAAGCAUUUUAAAAUAUGAGUUUCAUCGUUUAUGUACCCUACAAAAUCCUGUAAUCAAAUUUAUGCAGCUCAUUUCGUGGUUGACGGACAAUGGUACGGGGAGACGAUGACGUCACGAGCAUUAUCUGACAAUUAUAUCGUCAACAGCAAUGUAUGGUUUUUUUUUUUUUUUUAAAGCCGUUGUACAUAAUAGAACGUUGCAUUAGAGAAUAAAAUAGCUGCGAUUGUUUGGAAACAUUGUUGAAUUGAAUGUUGCUCCACGCGUCCAUUCCGAUUUUUUGACAGGUUUGACGUUACUGUCUAGAGAGCUCCGCUUAAAGGACGGGUACUUUCCCAUUGCUUUGUCGAUAGAAAAUUUUGUAAAAAACGUGGAAAUAAGAAUGCCAGGUCGUAAAAAGUGGCAACCAGCUGGUAUGGUCAUUGUCAGGAAUGAAAAGGGCGGAGAGUAAGACGCAGGGUGCGGUAUACUGGGCAGCAGAUCAUGGAAUUUAUGAAUAACCAAAAUGGUCGGUUAAACCAGCCUCAGGAGCAGCCAGCAAAUAACCAGAUUCCACAGACGGAAAGUGUGUUAGUAGAUAUACCGGAUGCAAUCGAAGAAAGCAGCCACAAAAAGAGAAAAAUUUGUGAAGCUGAAGUGUGGCAGGGAAUACGCGAUGAAUUGGUGGAAGUCAGGAUAGAAAGUUUUAGUCCUGCAGGAAAUGAGUGUUCUUGUUGCAGUAGGGAAAUUGAAAAUAUUAUAUGGUGUCCUGAUUGUGGACCAAAUAGUGUCUACUGCAAUAACUGCAAUGAAUACAUUCACCGUGUGGUGCAGUAUCACCAAUCCUUUAUCUGGAAAAAUGAUGUCUCCCUCUUUGUGCCUGUCUUUCGAGAGGCUUCCCUUGCACAAUGGCAUGUCUGUGAUACUACAUAUUGCAGAAAAAUAACUGUUUUUGAUGCAUUAGGAAGACCUCACACUGUAGCAGCUAAUUUCUGUAGCUGUGAAUCUGAAGCGGCCACUCUGCUACGACAUGGUCUGUGGCCAGCAACACCAUCAAAGCCACAGACAGCCUUCAACAUUGAAUUAAUGGAAACGUGUAGAGUGCUGCAACUGGAAGGACACGUAUCCCUCCAAAAAUUUUGUAAUGCUGCGUCCAAGAGGAUAAAUUUUAUGCCUCACCUAAGGAACAGCACAAACUUGUAUAAGGCACUUGGAAAUUCAUUAUUAGAGUUCCACCAUCAUCAGGUGAAAUGCCUAGAGAUAGCUCAGGCCCCAGACAUUGUCGGCAAGAACUGCCCUGUGUGCACGAUGAAGCCAGAGAGGGCUGUCUUCUCAAUGGACGCCAAUUUUGGUCUUGUGCAUAAAAUGCACUCGGGAUCUGGUCCUGGGCUUGAGCAUGCCAGAUUUAGCUUAUUUAGUCCAGAUGAGGAGGUGAAGAGUUUUGUAAACGCUCACUAUGAAGCGACAUCAAAAUCAAAGAACAGUUCUUCUGACUGCUCAAACUUUCAAGCAGGUGAUGUGGUACGUAGUAAAAAUAGGAGUGCAAGACUUGACAUUAAAGGAGUGUUUGGAGCUAUCUGUCAUCAUGGCUUCCCUGUCCACAUUGUGAAUAUGCAGCAUGGAGAAAGAUUUGGAUAUCCUGUAUACAUUUUGAAAAAGAUAGCUGCAAGUCAAGCUGGAACAAUGCAUACAAAGCAAACUGUUAUGUAUGAUGUUGCAUGUGGACUGGAUGCUCACUUGAAGAGACACUCACAACUGACUGAACGGCUGAAUGACAAAGUCCGACUGGUUGUGCCUAUAUUUCACAGUUUCGCCCAUGGCGCUAAAUGUCAGAUGACGUAUGGUCAGCGCUUUUCAGAGGGUACAGCAUUAAUUGAUGGAGAAGGAAUGGAACGUUUAUGGUCUUACCUGAGGAGAUUCUCCUACACCAAGGAAAUGACACUGCCAAACAGACAGGAUCUGCUGAGCAGUGCCUUUUUGCAUUAUGCUCGGAGAAAUUUUUGUCCAUUGCCGAGACAUUGGGUGCAAGACUGAAAAAGGCAAGAGAGCUGCAGUUAAAAGUGAAGGCGAUGAUCCAAGACAUUGAAAGGAAGUGAGAGCGAGGAUAGUGACAUAUAUGCAUCCAUUCAAGAAUUGCGUGACCAGUCUGAGACACUCACCCAGCAGAUAGAACAGAUGGAGCAGACAGGUGACCGAGAACAUGCCAUUAUCAUCAAGCGCCAGUUGGAGGCCAAGCAUGAGCGACUUUUGGCUAAGAACCGUGAGCGUGAUCAGCGCAAAUUCAACCAGUGGCAUCAAAAAGUCUACAGACGACAAUCUAACGUGAAAACUUUUUGACACCUUUGCAUCAGUGAUUUUCCAGAGUUGCACACAGAAAAUUUUGGAUUCCUUUUUCAAUCCCAAACCCUGUCUCAUCUGCCUAGUACAUAGCCCGGGCAGCAGCUAGGCAGCCUAGAACUUCACCUCGUCAUUAUCUGCUGGGACUCACAAUUUGCGUUGAUAUGUUCCAGAUUUUUCUGUAUUUGAAUUUAACCUUGAAUAACCUUACAAUGACUGAGCAUAGAAUGUGAAACAUUAACUGAGACAUGCUUGCUCACACUGCUGUGUCUGUGAUGUGUGAGUAUGUGCAUGCGUAUAUGUGGGUCAAACGAGAGUGUGGGAGUAUGGGUAUGUGCUUGUUAAUGCGUGUAUCUGAUUGUAUGUCCUGUUUGAAAAGCAAGUCCACGUUUACAUAUGUGGAAUCUUGAGUGCUGCACAAGUUGUUAUGAAAGUCCACAAAAUGGUGUUGCGUGUAUUUUACAAGGCAAGCUUGCAUUGAACAAAGUUGACACCAAGAAAUGGUGGAAGGUAUUUGUAAUAUGUGGACCUGGACAUGUCAUAAAUACUUUUGCCUUUUGUGCAUUACCUGCUAAUCUUUGACAUUUGUGCAUUACCUUCUGAUCUUCAACAUUUGUGCUGUCAGAUGGAAGAACUAUUCUGUUUAUAUAUUAAAAGGUUAUGGAAUAAUGAAUAAUCCUUCAUGAUUCUGUGGUGAUUCUUGCUGCCAGUGUUUCCCUGUAUUAGAUGUUAUAUAAAAAAAACUAUUUAUUAGUUGUUUUUUUUUUAACUUUUAGCUAGUCUUAUUUUUCAGCAUAUUAGUUGAGUGCACUGGUCAUAUGAUCUACGUAAUUUUCUUCUGCAUAAAUGAAAACAACAGAAAGUCAUAUAUUUUGUAAUAUAUGAAGUAGCAAAUAACUAGCACAAGCUGUCUGGAAGGCAUCAGUUAGCUGUUUAAAUGCAAUGCAACAUUUACAAAUAUUCCACUGUUAUGUCCCUCUCUUUUUUGUAAAUUGGCCCUGCUGCUAUAGCUAUAGGACAGAAACAGUGACUUCACAGUGUUAAGUUGUACACUCAUGCCAUGUGCUGCUGCUCUAACUUUAGUCAAAUGGCAGCUUAGGUUUGGAGCGCAUUACACAAAUAUAGUAGUAUUCGCUACAGGGGGAUGUGGGCAAGCAAUCCUAGUCUGGGCAUCAUACAGACAGACAUUUUGAAAUGGCUUUAUAAUAAUGUCUCCAAAAAAGUCCCCAAAAGACUUGAUUGCAAAAUUGGCUUGCUUAGUUCAUACUGGGGAAACAGUCAACCACAGAACCUAGUCUUUGUUUACAGACAGCUCUCAUUUACAGAAGUAUGGUUCUGCUGACCACUACUUCGUGCAGUUUUUAUAUAAUUUGAGUUUCCUUCUUCUUACUCAUUUUCUUAUAGAACAAAGACCUGUGCAACCUAUUAUCUGUUCACAGAUCUUAAAAGGCACAACAUAGCUGAAUUGUAAAUAAUACAUACUAGGAGACUUGUAUAGCAGUUUAUGAAACCUUAGCAGCCAUUUUUAUAUAACAAAUUAUUUUUUUCUUUUUGUUUUGGAAUGUAGAAUUAUUUCAGAAUUCUACAUGUAAAGUCAAAUUUGUGUGAUGGAAAUGUAAAACAAGAACUGCAUGUAUUUUUUUUUUUUCCUUCAUCAGAUCAUAACCCUUGAAGUGUUUAUUAUGGAAAGCUCUAUUGGAAAAAAUUCCAAUGGAGGGAUACAUGCUUCAGAAAGUAGAGAGUGACAGCAGGAGCUACGUCUAAAAAAAAUUAGAUAUUGUUCCCUGGCUUUCAAACUUGAGAACCAGGGUGUACUAGAGAGAGAAAACAUUAAUUGCACUUGUUAAUACAAAACUUGAACAUGUUAUGUUUUUAUUGUGUUUCUGUGAUCAUUGUCAGCAUUGCAUUCAAGUGCUCCCAUGAAUGUAUGCACAGUUUGGCAUGGACAAGAUCUGGUUUUUCCUCAGUGGGAUUAAACGAUAGUGGUGUGGGGAUGAGCAUUUUAUUUUCUAGAGUUUGUUGGCUGGUUAGUACUAUCUUUAAGGAAGAUUUUGGCGGAGUGUUAGCCUAUUGUCUGCUUUAUCCUAACGGGCAAUCCAUAGAAUGCAGGUAGGAAAAUGCAGGAUUUUGUGCAUAUUUUUAGAUUUUGUUAAAUGCAGACUCAGAUGCGAUUAAUUGAUGUAAGUAAAAAAUUUAAGGGCUUUUUUUAAAAAACAUUUCUGCACUUUGCAGUUUCCUCAGUUUCUGGUAGUUAUGUGUCCAAGUAUUUUUGUUAUACUUUCAUCCAGUCUCCAAGUUCCUACCCUCACUUCUCACUUGAUGACUGUGUGUGUGUGUGCAUGUGUGUGAAAAAGAGAUGGACAGCAAAUAGCUGAAGGGAAACAAGUCAAUCAAGGCUUUUGCUGCAAAUAAGUUUUACAAAAGUGAAACUGUUUAUAGUUUGCCCUUUUUCAGUUAAUACUUAUUGAGAUUCUUUGAUUUUUGUUUUCAAAGUAGAGAUUCCUUUGUGUGCACAUACCCAGAACAUCAACUUAUUUUAUCAUGUUUGUAUUCAAAUUUGUAGAUACAGAGCAAAAGUGAGGAGGAUGAGAAGCCCUGUUGCAAGUGACUUUUGGUUGAUAGUGAUUGAAGAAUCCUGGAAUGUGUAGGUUUGUUUAUUGUAUGAACAAAACUUGAUAUUUACUUAUUAUGAAACAGAUGCUGUUUUAUGUGACUCAGACUUGUUUAAAAUAAUCUGUUGUCACAGACGUCGGAUGGGUUAAGUUUAUAUGCGCAUGGAGGGGCAGAGGGAGACUAAUUUUUUUGAAGGUUUGCAAUAUUUGAAUGGAGGACUAGAUGUAGUAGGUGUGUAGAGGGCUGGUGACUGGAGAAAUGGUGACAGUGAUUGGUGGAGCGAGGUAAUAAGGAGAGAUGUUGAUGGUGAGGUAGAAGGAUGAGAUUUUAGGAGGGUAUAAGGCUGAUGGUGGUAAGGAGAAGGAGGUGACUGGAUCAAUAGAGACUGAUAUAUUGGUGGAAGAAGCGACUGACAAGGGUAUGGUAAGAGAAGGACCAGUUAAGUGACCUCAUGCUGACAAAUAGCAAUAAAUGGUCCAACAUUCCACAUGAGUUUCAUAUUUGGGUCCCAGGAACAGUGGUGCAAAAACAGAUUAAUAUAAAAUGUUUAUAAAGGCAUUUAUCAUGUGUAACGCAUCCUUUGGAAUUAAUUUCCCUGAAGCCACAUUAGAUGAGUUACUGCAGGAAGGCGAACGGGUUGGUCACAGAGGGCACAUCAGUAUUGAUCUCGUGACGCAUCUUCUCAGGGUUUGUCAUAAUUAUAAUGUUGACGUGCUGAAACAGUCAUGAAAUAGUCCCAGACAGGUUAAAUGUUCAUGGUCGAAGGUGAGGGAGAUGUGUUAUGCUGUGGCAGUGGUGGUGUGUGCAUGCAUGUGAAAGAGAAAGAGAUACAUGAGCCUUUGAAGCAUCUGAAGUGAAAUUGGACUGCAGCGAUUUAAUAACAAUCAAGAUAUUGCAAUGUUUUUAAAAGCAAGACAGCAUUGAAAAACAUUUAUCAUACUAAUGUUAAUAAACACAAAACGCUUUUAAAAAUCAGUGUGAUAAAGUGCUUAAAAUUUUCUUCUAUUGUGUUUUUCAUUAAAUUGUGAUACAGUAACUGAUAUUAAUAGGUUGACAUUUGAAGACCAUUUGCAUGGACUGUUAGUGUACCCAGACCAGGCUUGACAGCUGAGGAUACGUGAUAGAAUAUGGUCAGUAAGAUAGUGCUUGGUUAAUUAGUGAUGUGUUAGGCAAAUUGAGAGAUUUGAUUGUUACAGAUUGUGAAAGUCAUGUAUUAAUGUAUAUGUCCAAAAUCUGGCAUGAAUCCUUCAGAUACUUUCUUUGGAUUUUUAAAAAAUUUACUUUUUAAUUGGUGUAGUAUGAGAAAGUAGUGUGUGUGGCUAGAUUGAUUUGUCAAAUUUGUGAAAUAUGCACAAAAAAUCCUUAGUUUAGCAAGUGCACAUGUCUGUGUGUGUACAUUUGGAUGAACAGUUGUGACAGACGAGAAAAAAAAAUUGAUUAGCAUGCAUGUGGCAUCAGAAGAAAGCAAGUCUGUGUACCUUAUUAUGCGUAUAUGGAUGAUUCAGUCACGUAUGCACAGAAGUGUCCGGGUAUUCUUUUAUGCAGAUUUGAGCUAAAGGUCAAAAGAUGUGUUCUUUUCUUUGUUACGUACAUUUUCAUGGUGUAAAUCAAAACCAGCAAUUUUUGUAUAAUUUUCAAAUUUUUGUGUGUGCUACAAGUCAAAUGGUGAUUUCUUGUAACUUAUCAAAGACUUUCACUAACAUGAUCUUGGAGUGCCUGUUUGUUCUACGUACAGUGCUAAUAGUCUGACAGUAUAUAAUUUCUGCAUCAGUUCUUUCCUGAAAGGAAGUCAUUCAUUCAGUAUUGAUGAAAAUUAUCAUUUUUGUCUUUGAUGAUCACCAGGAUGCAGUAGUUUGAGUCACAUCCUGAGAUGUUUGCUUUUUCUUCCUCCAGGUAAUAAAGAACUUUUGCUGUCAGACUAACACUAACUCUGAUACAACUAAUUACAAGUCAAUACAUGGCAAAUCAUAUUGAUCCCCAGGAAUUUAUAUUUUGCAUGUGAUUGUAAGAGGGCUUCAUUCAUGUAAUUAUGUGGACUUAAGCAAUAGUGAAUAAAUGUGCUGUUACAUUAUUUUUA
Pomacea canaliculata is the source of this 7271-nucleotide messenger RNA. RefSeq lists its product as uncharacterized. The transcript is spliced from 13 exons. The record is from RefSeq and is a predicted model, not a curated record. Bases 749 to 2278 code for a protein of 509 amino acids. Lineage: Eukaryota; Metazoa; Mollusca; Gastropoda; Architaenioglossa; Ampullariidae.